This is a messenger RNA of Iphiclides podalirius (scarce swallowtail), 546 nucleotides long. The record is from the annotation of a GenBank genome assembly. Lineage: Eukaryota; Metazoa; Arthropoda; Insecta; Lepidoptera; Papilionidae.
AUGGCAGCUAAACUGCCCUCGAGUAACUAUCUCCCGCCAAACCAAGGCGGUUCUUCGGCAUCGAACUCCUAUCUGCCACCAAAUCAAGGUGGUGCCCUCGGUCAAGGAUCCGCAGCCGGUGGCGGUUCCGGUGGCAACGGAAACAGACGCCCCCAGCAAGAGGCCGAGAAGAAUGCUCAAAUCAUACAACAGUCCCAGGAUAUUAACGAGAGCGGAUUCAGAUAUUCUUACGAAACCUCGAACGGGAUACGCGCCGAAGAGGCGGGAGAUGCUUCUCAAAGCCAGGGUGGUUUUGCAUACAAAGGCGAUGAUGGAAACGUCUACACCAUUACGUUCACCGCUGGCGAAGGUGGCUUCCAGCCCCAAGGAGCCCAUCUCCCAGUCGCACCGCCCACUCCCGAAGCUAUCCUAUUGGCUCUAGAGAAGAAUGCGAAGGACGAGGCUGCUGGAAUCUUCGAUGAUGAUCAGCGCGGACCUGGACAAGGCUCUGGAACCGCUGGAGGUUCGGGCUCCGGAAAUUUCAAUGCCAACACAGGAUACAGUUAU